AUGCUGGUACAUUACAGUGUAUGUCACUCAUCCCAGACAAUUCUCAGAUUGUCUGUAAGUGUCCUCAUCAUUCCUACCAUCUUAUUCGUGAUCUUCUCUCGAUUUAACAUCCGUCAGGAAACAAGGUACAUGCUGCUGGGAAAUGCUCUGCUUUCUGAUCUCAUCUACCUGUUGUUCUACACCCUGUCGGCUGCUCUCAAUGCAGCACACCUACAUCUCCCAAAGGAAGCCUGCGUCCUCCUGUUAUUUCUGCUGGCAGUGGCUUAUUGUGGAGGAUUGUUCACAGCUGUUGCAAUAGUCUUGGACACAUACGUAGCUAUUUUGUUUCCUUUGCGCUACAUCACUAUUUUGCCUCCUUCACGAACAAAAAAAAUCAUAGUUUUACUAUGGAUGAGGAAGCAGCUUCGCAUGGUGUCACCUGCUCCACCACCAUCCUGA
This is a messenger RNA of Neopelma chrysocephalum (saffron-crested tyrant-manakin), 438 nucleotides long. It is a transcript of the gene GPR148, whose product is annotated as G protein-coupled receptor 148. Gene Ontology annotation, cellular component: membrane. NCBI's taxonomy places the organism in Eukaryota, Metazoa, Chordata, Aves, Passeriformes, Pipridae. Gene Ontology annotation, biological process: G protein-coupled receptor signaling pathway. The record is from RefSeq and is a predicted model, not a curated record. Gene Ontology annotation, molecular function: G protein-coupled receptor activity. Bases 1 to 438 code for a protein of 145 amino acids. The transcript has 3 exons.